Messenger RNA from Triticum turgidum subsp. durum (durum wheat), 1611 nucleotides. The record is from the annotation of a GenBank genome assembly. Lineage: Eukaryota; Viridiplantae; Streptophyta; Magnoliopsida; Poales; Poaceae.
AUGCUUCUUGGCUUCUCUCUCCACAUGUCACCAUUAACCUCGGACGAGCGACGGGUACAUAUAUGGCAUAUCUGGCUGAGCAGCUGUGGCACAGCCGGCAGCCCAAUGGACAUAGAGAUGGCGCCGCCGCUACACUUCGUGCUGGUGCCGCUCCUUGCGCAGGGCCACGUGAUCCCCACGGUGGACCUGGCGCGUCUCAUCGCCGGGCGCGGCGGCACGCGCGUCACCGUUGUCCUGACGCCCGUCAACGCCGCGCGCAACAGAGCCGCUCUUGAGCACGCACGCUGCGCGGGGCUCGCCGUCGACUUCGCCGAGCUCGACUUCCCAUCGGCCGCGGCGGGCCUGCCAGAGGGCUGCGAGAGCCACGACAUGGUCAGUGACCUGUCACAUAUCAAGCUUUUCUACGACGCCAUGUGGCUGCUCGCGGGCCCGCUCGAGGCGUACCUCCGCGCGCUGCCGCGGCGGCCUGACUGCCUGGUCGCAGACACCUGCAACCCGUGGACGGCGGACGUAGCUCGACGGCUCGGCAUCCCACGGUUUGUGUUCCACGGUCCGUCAGCGUUCUUCCUCCUCGCGGCGCAUAACCUGGCCAAGCACGGUGUGCGCGACCGCGCCUCCGGCGAGUUCGAGCUGUUCGAAGUGCCCAACUUCCCGGUGCGCACGGUCGUGAACAAGGCGAUGUCGCUCGGGUUCUUCCAGUGGCCAGGGCUGGAGACGCAACGGCGCGAGACGCUCGAUGCCGAGGCCACCGCCGACGGCUUCGUCGUCAACACGUGCGCGGCCUUCGAAAGCUCGUUCAUCGAGGGCUACGCGGGGGCGCUCGACCGAAAGGUGUGGGCGGUCGGACCACUCUGCCUCCUAGACUCCGACAGCGAGACGACGGCCAGGAGAGGCGAUCGGGCGGUCAUGGACGCAGGCCGGAUCAUCUCCUGGCUCGACGCGAGGCCUCCAGGAUCCGUGCUCUACGUCAGCUUCGGCAGCAUCGCCCGCUUGUUACCGCCGCAGGUCGUCGAGCUCGCCGCCGGGCUGGAGGCGUCGGAGAGGCCGUUCGUCUGGGUGGCCAAGGAGGGCGACGACCUGGACGCCGGAUUCGACACGCUGGUGCAGGGCCGCGGCCUGGUCAUCCGUGGGUGGGCACCGCAGAUGACCAUCCUGUCGCACCCGGCGGUGGGUGGCUUCUUGACGCACUGUGGCUGGAACUCCACGCUGGAGUCUCUCUCCAAUGGCGUGCCGCUUCUGACCUGGCCUCACUUUGCUGACCAGUUCCUGAACGAGAAGCUAGUCCUUGACGUGCUUGGCGCUGGUGUUCGUGUCGGUGUGAAGGUGCCGUCGACCCACGUAUUCCUGGACCCUGAGACACCGUCAGUGCAGGUUUGGGCAGACGAUGUCGUAAGGACGGUGGCCAAGCUGAUGGACGACGGGGCGGAAGUGCGGGCAAAGGCAAUGGAGCUCGCAGCGAAGGCGAGGGAGGCCAUGUCAAAAGGCGGGUCCUCGGACAAUGACCUCGCGGGCAUGAUUCAGCAUCUCACAGAGCUCGCGAGUAAUGAGGAGAAGGAUCAACCUGUGUCUAAUACUUCAAUUGUGGCUAGGUCUAAGUUGACUAAAACUUAA